AUGUCAGCAGAGUCCAGCCAGGAAGUGCAGGCGCAAAGACGUCCCUUGUCCCAACUGAACGAACCCAGCGAACCAUCACCAGCACCUCCGGGGCAGUGUUUCCGAUCUCCUCUGCACGUCAAGGGACGGAUGGCGGGGCGGGCGGCAAAUGCCAAGUGUGACCCGGCUUUAGAGACGCUGACGGAGGAGUCGAUUUGCAGCGCUGGGACUAGGGGAUCCUCUUUUUCCUCGGGUAAUCUCGAACCGGCAGGGAGACCGGUUCCCCCUCGGAGCUCACCCGAAAGGCGCCAGGCCAGAUAUUCUGGAGUCAAAGUCGCCCAGAGCGGGCGGGCAGUGGGAGAAUUCCUCCAUGGUACUGGUGGGAUCGCAGCGAGGCGGGCGCGGCGGCGGCGGCAGCGAGCAGAGGCAACCCAGUCUGGACCGGUCCCCGAUAGGAGGGUUCCCCAAGAAUGUGGGUCCUGCAGCUCAGGCCAGAAAACUGAUUCAGCACACCGGAGAACCUGUGGCCUCUCUAAGGAACCUGUGUGCUUGCCUAGCACAGGAUCAGGAGCGCCUAAUUCCCGGUGUGAACUUAGCCUUCUCUCCCCAGCUUGGCUCAAGGCUCCCACUUGAGAAAGCCCCCAUGUGAUCUUGGAGAGCUAAGCCUUAAACUCUUCCGGUUAUACAUUUAGAAUGGACUGGGGCAACAAAGAUUGGCUGUAUGACUACAUAAAUAAAGCUGUAUGUUGUACUUA
This is a messenger RNA of Peromyscus californicus insignis, 734 nucleotides long. RefSeq lists its product as uncharacterized. NCBI's taxonomy places the organism in Eukaryota, Metazoa, Chordata, Mammalia, Rodentia, Cricetidae. The transcript is spliced from 5 exons. The record is from RefSeq and is a predicted model, not a curated record. Bases 1 to 612 code for a protein of 203 amino acids.